AUGUUAUCAUAUGUAAUGUCAGGGAGAAGUGACUCUAACGAUAGUUGUUGUUAUUCAAAUGACAGGUUUAUAUUCCCUGAAUACUAUUGUUCAUAUCCAGUUUAUAAAACAGAAUAUGUAAAAUAUUGUGAACCAUCAGAAUUAUUCCAGGGUGUUAACUAUAUUAGAGAAGAAGAUCUUAGAGAACUUAUAAGAGAAAUAAGAGAAAUUAUCAAUCUUAAGAGAAAUGAUAUAGAACAUCAACAUCAAAAAUAUUUUACAAGCAUGGUAGAGGAAAUGAAUGAAAUGAUUACCAGGGAAAUGGCCAUGUUAAAUGAGGAACUAAGAGAAGAAGAUGAUCAGCUGGGUAUAGAAAUUUCUCGUAAUGCUUGUAACUUUCGCACGAGAUUAGAAAACUUACAUAAAAAUGAGUUUUUUAAAACUAAAGCAAAAAUAUUCAAUUCAUUUAAGAAUUUUAAUAGUCAGGAAAUGAUUGAGAAAAUUAAAGAAAAUGAAGCUGCAGAAAAAGAACCAUUGACUUCUCUUCAAUUACUAGGACCUUUGGCUAAUCAAGUAAACCAAAUUUAUGAAGAAACUGAAAAUGCAGAACAAUCUGCUAUUAAAAGUAUAUUCAAACAACUUGUAGAUAUAAUUAGACCACUGGUAGAAGAAUAUCAAGAAGAUAAACACCAUAUUAUACUUAAAACACUAGCAAGACUCAUAUCAGGUAUUAGGCACAUAACAGAUUGUUAUAAGAGAAAGCUCCUAAAAAAUCAGAUAGACGAUGAUUCCGAUUGCAAUGAUAAAAUUCAUAGUGUAUUGGAAAAAUAUAAUAGAGAACUAGAAAGAAAGUUAUAUGAGUACUUCAUUUAUUACUGUAAGAUGGAUUGUUCUAAUUGA
Messenger RNA from Hepatospora eriocheir, 879 nucleotides. NCBI's taxonomy places the organism in Eukaryota, Fungi, Microsporidia, Hepatosporidae. The record is from the annotation of a GenBank genome assembly.